AUGACGGUGUUCAACGGCCACAGGCCCCUCGUGGACCUUCUCUACACCCGUGCCAACAAGUAUAUAUCUGCUAACUGGGAUGGUAUCCAUGAUGAUGAGACUGGUGUCCAUGGUUACUCUUGGGGAUCAGGCACCACCGCCUGUGAGGAGAUGAUCCACGUCCAUGAGGACCCCCACAUCAACCUUUUCUCUCCGGCACAGUGGGACUAUAAGGGAGUGCUCUUCCCUCUGCCGGCUCCAUUCGAAAUACUAGAAGAUGGACGGUACUACAUAACCGUUCGAGCAUUGAACAAGGUUGAGUUUGGUGGUCCAUUGGCAUUGUCUGUCUGUCACAUGAAUCCGUACAUCAUUGACAACACCCGGCCCAUCUUCUAUGAGAUCUACAACAUUGGUUACAAAGAGGAAACACACACCGUCUUUACCAGCUAUAAUGCCACUGAUGAUUUAUCUGGGAUUCAGUACAUGGACUUCUGUCUCGGUGAGACAACUCAUGAUUGCAAUGUAAUGGAGUGGCUCGCUGUGGACCAUGAUGAUAAUUCCACUGCCGAGGCCGUCUUCAACCUGCUUCAUGUCGACUUCCCUGUCUGGCCGAAACUACAAGCUGUAAAUGGAGUGAACCUGACUCGAAUCAAGGUCUCUCCAUUCCCCCUGCUGAUCGAUAUGACCCCACCCAUUGCUGGAACUGUCAAUGAUGGAAACCUAUAUGAGGUUGAUAUUACGUAUCAAAAAGACGCUGAUCAGAUCUGCACCAACUGGUAUGGAUUCUAUGACGCAGAGUCCGGUAUCUCCUCCUACAUGGUGGCUGUUGGCACGACCCCUAAUGGCACUGAUAUCAGCACCGGCAUCACACUCGGCAACCACAUCUCCAAUUACUGCGUUGACCUGCCGUCCGAUGGUCUCCUCCAGCAUAAUACCAUGUACUACAGCACUGUUUGGGCUUACAACAGUGGUCACAAACAACUGAAUACUUCUGCUACUAGUAAUGGAGUUUUGGUUGAUCUGACUGCUCCUCUGACUGGUGAAAUAGUUGACGGUUUGGAGGAUGAUUUCACAGAUAUCGAAUACAAUUCCAACCCUGCAACUGUGGAUGCCCAGUGGAGGGAUUACUCGGACCCUGAGUCGGGUAUCAUGGAGUAUAGUCUCCAGGUUGAGGUGGCCAGCAACAUGUCCUUUAAUUAUGACGUCGCACACGCAUGGGAUGCAGUCAGCAAAAAUGACUCCAGCAUCGAGUGGCACCACUUCCAUCUGCAUCAUCGAGAUCGUGUGCGAACCAGGCUCAGGACGACCAACCAUGCCUUGAACGAUGUCACCACAUCCAGUGACUCAUUUAUCGUUGAUAGGACGCCCCCUGUUGUCACGUUCCUUGGAGACGGAUCGACACUAGGCGUUGACAGAGAUUACCAGUCCGACAAAACCCAGUUUUCCUCAAACUGGGAAUUCUUUGAUGAGGAGUCGGGCCUUGAUCAUUCGAGGACGAUGGUUUAUCAGAUGCACGGUGGAUCCAAGUUACAGUUCUACCCUACUACAAGGGGUGUCUGGAGCAUGGAGAGCGAUCCUGCUGUACAGAGCCACACAGACAUUCUUGAUCUUACUACCGGUGCCCACUACUCCAGUAAGGUGGCCUCGACUAAUCGUGCCAGGCUGAGCGCCCCGUAUCAUACUGAUGGUGUCAUUAUUGAUGACACAGCGCCACAUAUGCAGUUUGUUCAUACCGGUGCCAUGUCUGGAGCCAGUGAGGAGAUUGUUGAGGAGAACGUCUGGCAAGCGGAUCCGAAUGGUAUCCGGGGAAGCUGGCUUGGUAUUGAUGGAGAGUCUGGUGUAUCCGAAUACUUUGUUGCUGUAGGAUUGUCACCUGGUGACACGAGUGUGAGUGACUGGCGUACGAUGGGAGACAAGACCGAUGGUUACAUUGGUGGCCUGAGUUUAACUCUGGCUGAUCCUGACCUGAAGACGCCACAGUAUUACAUCAGUGUCAAGGCACUUAAUGGAGCUGGGCUAGAGUGUGCAUUGAUGUCUGGGAGCCCCCUCCUCGUCGUUGAUGAAGACAAGAUUGGGUUCGUUAUUGAUGGAGCAGGAGACACUGAACACUCAGAACAGGCCGCCAGCGGUGUUGACAUCGAUUACCAGGCUGACACUGCCACACUGACAUGCCAGUGGGACGGUUUUGAGAGCACUCUCCACGGUAUCAGGCACUACGAAUGGGCGGUUGGAUUGACUCCUCGUGCUGAAGAUGUUAAACCAUACAUGGGUGCUGGUAUUAUUCCUAGGGAACACCUGGACCCAGUUGGCAAGGGUUUGCCUGGUGCUGGGAAGGCCAGCUCUCCUCUCGAUCUCAAGCAUGGCCAGACAUACUACUGUACAAUCAGGGCGUUCACUGGUGGUGAGAAUUUGCUCGAGGCUGUGUCUGAUGGCUUCAUUGUGGACUUGACACCUCCAACCAUUGAGUUAAUUGACAUUGGUCUUGACGACAAUAGCACAGACCUCACCAAUUCCUCAGUGCAUUACCAAAUCUCUGUCGACUCACUCUCUGGAGAAUGGGAAUAUGAAGAAGAUGAAUCAAAGAUUGUCCAAGCCCUGUAUGCCUACGGUACCUACCCUGGAAGUGAUGACAUCUACCCAUGGACCAACGUUGGACCCAUACCCAACUGGUUGGAGAACUCCGUGCCCAUUGCCUUGGUGAAACCAGAGCACUCUGGCAUGUCCAAUAUUCUGACUGUCAAGGCGUUUAAUAACCUGGGUUAUUCGACGCAGAUUCAUUCUGGUUCUAUUGUUGUUGACACAACGCCACCUGUUGAGGGAACUGUGAUAUGCCCAGAGACAAUCCCUUCCGCCACCCAGCUGGAGUGCACCUGGUCAGGAUUCUAUGAUUCCGAGAGUCCCAUCACAGCGUUCACUUUUGGACUUGGAACCCAGGAGCUUGUUGAUGAUGUCUACACUUUUGCUACAGUUGAUGCUAGCAAGAGCAAGCAUGUUGCCAAAUCCUUCCUACAGCCACUGGUGCACCAAGGCAUUUACUACGCAUCUGUGACCGCUGUUAACUCCGUCGGUAAGGUCUCCACGGCGUUCUCCCAACCAAUCACAAUUGACAACACCCCGCCCGUCCAUGGAACAAUCGUAGAGCUUCCCGGUAUCUACUACCUUGCUCUGGAUAGCCCUGGUGCUGUGGAUACGAGGAACACUGUCAUCUGCAACACUACAAGUGGAUGUAGUGCUAUUGAUGCCACUUGCCAGGAGUCACUCACCCAGAUAGCCGUUGUCUGGACAGCUUUCUCUGAUCCAGAGUCCCAGAUUACCAGGUACCAGUUGGCCGUCGGAUCUACUCCAGGUGGUGGACAGCUGCUACAGUUCUUUGAUGUUGAACUUGAUGACCCGAAUGUGUUGAAUUACGUCAUCAGCGGUCUGGACAUGAUUGGGCUAAGACAGGUGUUUGUUACCGUGAAAGGUUUCAAUGAAGCUGGCCUUUCGAGUGUUGCUAUCUCAAAUGGUGUCUUCCUUGCUUACACAACUCAAGGUCUCGCACCUCUCUACGUCUACGAUCUGUUCGACACCAAGGAUGAGACUGGUGACAUGGAUUACCAAGUGAAAUAUGACACCCUGAGUGGCCGGUGGGACUUCAGUGGUGACCCGUGCCCAAUGGCGUCAUAUUCCUGGUCCAUUGAACGAUUGGAUGGAACUGUUGCACAAGACCCAAUUGACCUUGGAACCCAAACAUUUGGUGACAAUGAUAACAUGAUGAUGUCUGACUACGAGACAUACUUCAUUUUGGUGAAUGCAACCAAUGUACUCGGGUUCAGUCAGAUCAUGCGUUCAGAUGGUAUUGCCAUCCAGAAGGAUCCGCUCUACCCUGGCACCGUCAAUGAUGGCGACGUGACUGGAUUCGAUCUCCUCUACUGGCCGUUUACUGACAAGAUCACUGCAAACUGGGAUCACUUUGGAGUUCAGAAUACCGCCUCCUUCCAGCCUCAAGUUCUCUCUGGAAAUCCUGGUCAAGCUGAAGAAGAGGAACAAGUUGACAACAAGAACCAGGGAGUCGAUUAUUACGAAAUCGCCAUUGGAACAGACCGAAGGUAUCCAAAGUCACGUGACAAUGUUGUACCAUACACGAACGUCGGACGCAACUUGUCACACACAUUCUUUGAUCUUGACCUCGUUCCCUUGACCGCUUUGUACUAUGUGACCAUCCGUGCGCACAGCUUCUCACAGGCUGUGAGUGAGGUGACUUCCAACGGUUUCUUCGCUGGAUACAAUGAUGCUGUACUUGCGCAACCGAUCCAAAUGCGAGACUACUGGAACAAUGCAAGCUAUCUGACCAUGCACUGGGACCCAUUUACUGCCUCGCCCGCGAUCAUGCACUACCAUGUGGGUCUUUCAAACCAUUCAAUGGCCGACAGCUACAACUGCAAGGAACUUAUUGAAGGUGGUGAUGUGACUACUGACCAGAAGGCAGAACUCUUCAACGUGGUGGCACUGACGAACUUGGGAACAAACAGUAUGCUGGAGAUCUUCAACAUGUCGCUUGUUCACAACUCUUCCUACUAUGUUAUGGUGAUAGGUGUGAAUGAAGCAGGCAAGUGUAACUCGAGUAGUUUUCCCUUCACUAUUGAUCUGACCAAUGUUGAGGAGGGAAGACUAAGAAACGGACCUUACUAUGAUCAGAAUGCAACAUACACAGAUUCCCUCUCAGAGAUCACGCUGAUCUGGGAAGGCUACCACGAUCCGACGUCCGGUAUCAAGACUUUUGAAUUGUCACUGUGGACAUAUGAGUCGUGCAGUUUGGAACAUUCGGACAAUGCCUCUCUAGUUGUCGAUUGGAUCACUCUCGACGGUACCUAUACUGGGUACACUUUCACAGAGCUGACCCUUGUGCUGAAUAAGCCAUAUUUCGUGAUCAUGCGUACGACCAAUUGGGCAUACAGUCAUAUCAAUACCACCACAGUUCCAAUCCUCGUUGAUACGUCAGUACCGACUGCUGGAAAUGUUAUCGAUGGUCUAUCAUAUCUUCAUGACGCAAGAUGGAAUGGCUUCAAUGACUUCUUGGAAGUGAGCUUUCUACAUUGGCAGGAUGGCACCAUCACAGCAUGUGCAGACACGCCAAUCGAUGUCGUGCAGGAUCCCAACUGGUCCAAACUGGCAAUCCAGGGGCUACUAAUGCCAUCUGGUGCAGAGUGGAACAUUGUCUAUAUUGCGGACGAGGUGCAGCCGAGGCUUGAUGGGAACGGUAUUCAAGUGCGCAUGAUCCGUGAUACCAAGGCCAGUAGGAUGUACUCCGGGGCGUAUAGUAUCAAUGCCGACUUUGCCAGUGGUGGAAAAUAUCAAGUUGAUAUCCAGGCAGGCAAUGGAACUGGUCGUGCUAUUACCAGCCUGCUUUUCUGGGAUGGUCCAGCAUCCAUGAUUGGGGAAUACCUCGUACCAAUGGAAGAAGACUGGGCUGCGGAGACUUGCAGAUGCUGCUAUUAUGAUCCAGUGCCUGUGGACUGUAUAUGUAACUGUACAGAGUAUAUGGCAGUACUAGACUUCUACAACAUCACCUUGCCCCCAGAGCCAACAACCACCAUGACACCUAAUGCAGCGCCAGUGCCUUGGGCUAUACAGCAAGUGGCACUGCCAGGAGAUAAUGUUGAUCAUAUCAUUAGCAACAUGCCACAGGACGGACAGCCAUCUUGUGGCUUCCAGUUGCAUCCAGGAACGCCAAGCUACAUCAACCUGUGGUGUCGAUUCGCCAAUGACACUUAUGAAAUCGUAGAAACGCGACACCAGGUUGAGUUCGACUUGACAGUAUGGAACACAUAUGAGAUUGAAUUCUAUGAAUUCUAUGAUCAGUCAACUAUUCCAACCAGAUGUGUUCAUGUUAAGCUUGCCACUAGCGAUGAACACCUCGCAUCGCUGUGCGGCAUCCCUCAACUCUCCAACUCAACACGUAUGAUCUUCCACGUUUUCAACUCUAACAACUACGUCCCUCCAUUGACGGACACAAUGAAUCCAUGGAGUGUGACAUCAUACUUGAGAGAAGUGCGUCUGCCACCAAGUAGCGAUCAGCUGUGUCGCUAUGGUAACCCGUUCAUGGGGGGGACUAACCCUAUCAUCAGUUACGAAGCCGCUGUUGGCUAUGAAGCUGGAACUGAGGAUGUUGUUGCAUUUACUCCGAUGCUGCGUCCCUGUGUCCCAUGUGGUGCCUCUUGUUCACGUUACCUCUGUACCCCCGGAUGUGACGGACAGAUCAUGGAAAAGCUGGUCAUUACAAUUCCAGAUCUUGAGCUCUCCUAUAACAGGACCAUUGUUAACAUUACUGGCUUCAAUACAACUGAACAAGCUCUUUAUCACGUCUCAGUGAAAGCUGUUCUAGCAUCUGGUGAAAGUGUCAUAACCUCAUCGAAUGGUGUCGGCGUUGACAUAACCCAGCCAGCAACUGAGGAAGUCUUCUACAUUGAUGUGGCCCGUGAUCCAUAUGCCCCUAUCAACUUCAUGUCAUCAAACACUACUGUGAAGGCUUUGUGGACAUGUUCUGAUGAGGAGAGUGGGAUAACGGAAAAUCUUUGGGCGAUAGGAUCAUACCCAGGGGGAACUGAUAUCCAGGACUUUGUCUCAGUUGGUGAGGCUGUCACAGGAACAAAUGAUGGCCUAGCAGGGUUUAUCCAGCAUAACGUGUCUCUGUAUGUCUCUGUGAGAUGUGUCAAUGGUGGAGGACUAUCAAACAUGAUCAUAGACACCGCAGGUAUACUUCCUCUGUUGAUCCCACCGUCUGCUGAUGAUGUUGCCUCCACCCUUCCCGAUGCGCAGUCAUUCCCAGUUGAAGUGAACCCACCAAAUACUUAUGAGACUGAGGAUCCUACGACAACAGGAGCCACUUGGACGCUCAGCAGUGAUGUCACAAUCAGGCGCUACGAAUACUGUCUUGGAUCUUCCAAUACCUCAAUUGAUGACCUCUUCCCCUGUACUUGGGUCGGCUACAAUACUACAGGGAAGGUUGAGAUCAAAAAUGGAUACCUGACGAUUGACGACAUUCAAGUGCGGCCAUUGUCUGAGUUUAGAGCACCAGAGGCGAAUAAUUCCAUGCCAGUGUCGACAAGUAAUUUCCAGAUGGAAGUCGGUCGAGCCCUGUUUACACAUAUGAAGCUCUGUAAUGAAGCUGAGGUUUGUGUUGUGAAGUUUGUUGGAACGACCAUGGUGGUGGAUGCGGGCAGCCAGCUGGAGACGGCCACAGAAGGUGGAAGCAUAUCAGCGUCCCUCACUGCAGCAAGACGAAAGAGAUCGACCGGUGAUACCUUUGCCGUGAAUACACCUUCUGGCUUGGAAGCAGGCCAAUCUAUCCUGCUUGGUGAGUUAAGUGCAGCCGAUUUAUCCACAUCAUAUUCAUCUGAUGCGUCUGCUAAUUACCAGUCAUACAUUGUCAAUCCGGCUGACACAUCUGAUAUGCUCCAGAGGCAGUUGGACAGCAGGGUGCAGACUUGGCCGACGUCUGGUUACUAUAUUUCCCCAGUUGGUGGCCUUGCUAUGCCAGGUGCCCUAGAGGUAACCGUCUCCUACGAUGCUAGCUAUCUGGAUGCUGUUGCAGAUACCCGCCCUGCUCUGCUGCACUGGGAUUCAGAUAAUCAAAAUUGGGCCAUGUCUGAAGAGACUUGCACCAGCGAAUCCAAUGUUCUCACAUACGACACUGGUGCCACUACCAUCACAACCAAAGUGUGCAGCACGAGAGAAAACUCAACAACAACAAGUUCCUCUUCCCGACGGAAGAAGAGAUCGACUACUUCAUCGUACUUUGAUACAUCGACUAUGUUUGUCGUUGCUUCCAUUUCGACCACCAUCACUAAUAACGCUCCGAAUCUAACAUCACUGACGGACCUGUGGAUGGAUGAGGAUGCUGGUACCUUGGUGUACACGAUGACGGCCUCUGAUGUUGAAGGCGACACCAUCAUCUUUGAACUUGAUUCUAGCCUCAGUUCAGUAACAACUGGUUCAGCUACGCUUGCUUCUGAUGGAACUUUCACGUAUCAGCCGUGUACCGAUUGCCAUGGUAUGGACUACAUAGCCAUCAUAGUAACAGAAGACCAGACAGGCACCAACAUUACUGCAGCGUCUGCCUACUAUAACAUCUCUAUGAAUGUAUCUGAAGUGGCCGACAGCCCAUCACUUGCUUUCAGCCAAUAUGGAAUCAAUCUCUUCCCAUCUGAUGCAAAUAAGUCAGUUAUUAUCACCGUGGACAAGAACCAUUGGGACAACAUUGCCUACAGCCCUUACACUUUCCUAGUGCUUGGAUAUGACCAGGAUGACUAUGACAAUCUGACCAUCAUUGUCGAUAGUCCCUCGUCAGGCACAGUCUUAGUUGGAAAUGUUUCAAGGGAUACUGUCACAUUGCCAUCAUCAUGUCCAGCAAGCUCAGCAGCAGCUGAUCUUCCUUGCUCCAACAUAAACCUUGACCACGCCUCUACCUCCUAUAAAUGGGCCGUAUCGAGCAUGACGUAUACGCCGAAUGUGGACUUCUACGGCUGGGACGAGUUCCGUAUCAUGAUUGGCGACUCGACUGGAUUGUAUUCUGACCUGCUGCAUGUUUAUGUGGCUGUGCUGGAGAACCCAUGUCAGCACAAUGGAACAUGUGUUGGUCCAUCCGAUGACCCGUCUUGCACCACGACCACCAGGGCACUUGGAUAUUCUGGCUACUCUUGUUCAUGUACCGAUGGAUGGACCGGGGACUAUUGUCAGACGGACAUUGAUGACUGCACUAGCGCCCCCUGUAACUAUCCUAUGGCAUGUUACGAUAUGUUGAAUGGCUACCGGUGUGCAUGUCCCCAGCAUUGGCCCAAUUGCGAGGUUGAAUUCACAGCAUGGAUGGCCACAAUGGCAGCAGUUUUUGUUCUCAUUAUCCUGGGUGUGGUUGGUGGAGUUCUUUGCUACAAGUUCAGGCUCAAGAGUAAACGUAACCCUCAAAUGAAGACGAAGGCGUACUAUGAUCUGACAAGAAACAGAAGGAACACCAUGAAGAAGGGUAUUGACAACAAGGCAUUGAUUGAUGGUACUAUUCCUGGUACAAUUGGUGAGGAUGAAGAAUACACAAGACCUCCCACAUCUGCCAGCAUGUACAGUGAGAGGAACAUGACACCAGUCCCAAGAAUCAGUCGCCCAGACUCGGUCCUGUCUGGCAAGUUCUCCCUCGAUGGUGUCACCAGGGGUGAAUCAAGCGAUGACUCUCCAAGCCCUGAUGGCUUGGCUAACAUCUACAAGGGGGGGCUCAUGGGACGGCUCAAAUCGCGCGUGACAUGGCAAGGUUUGAUUGACAAGACACCAAAGAUUCCGCUCCCGUGGGGCCUCAACAUAAAUAAGUCGACUGCUACGAAGACGAGUCACAUCCAAAAGCUGGAUGAAACAAGUAGCACGUCAUCAUGGGAAGACAGCGACAGAGCUCCAACCAGGCAGAGUAUCUACAGCAUUGACAGUGGCCCAUCCCCACCACCAAUGGUCAGCUUCCCUGGUGCGGCGCCUCCUGAAGGCUAUUCCCCAACACAGCAGAUGCAUCCACAGCCACUCACCACAGUUAAUAAGGUUGGUGCCUUUGCCAAUGCAGCUAGACCAAGUAAUGCUACAAGAAUUGGAUCAGCCACAACUGUGAAGACUGUGAAAUCAUCCACUCCAUCUGUGGAUCGCUCCUCGAAGCCGUCAUCAGGCAGGCCGUCUUCGGCCGGGCCGUCUGUUGAUCGUAGCUCCAAGCCGUCUCGUGGAAGCAGUGCUUCCAGCGGGAGCUCUAGUCAGAGAAAGAGCGCAUGGAGUACUGGCCAGGAUGAUGGAGCAGCAACAUACGACCUUCCACCAGUUUCAACAGAUCAAGAUCUCUGGUAGAAUAACAGAUCUGAGUUGCCCACAUGUUGAUUUCUAUCAGUCUUGUGGGUAGUUCACUGGUUAAUAACUUGGGAAUGAUAAAUGGACUAUGAGUGGGAACACUGUACAAGCUCUCUGCAUGGGUUCUAUCUCAAUUAUCUCGAUCGCAUUAUUCCUUUUCCAUGGGAAUGUUGGGCAGUGCCAUUCUAUGGUUUAGUUAGAGUCACAAACUACAUGUUGUGGUUGUGCCAUUGCCUCUUACCUUUUUUGACGAAAUCUACCUAGAUUGCUUGAUUAUGCAGUGUGUAUAUCAUUAUAUUCUGUAUCUUUACAUUCCACUUAAUUUAGCAAGUUGAUCAGCAUUCAGAAUAAUAACAACAAAUUGAGAUCUUGAACUAACUUCAGUCAAAUUUGAAAAAAAUGUGUCUUCGGAAUUAUUAAAAAGAUAGUCAUUUCUGUAUCUGAAUAAUUAAUACGUUUUGUUGAAAGCUUUACACUCUCAUUUACAACCUAGUCACCAUCAUUUAGCUCUGUAGCUUUGAUCAUAUUCUGUGAUAUACUAUUAAACUUUUAUUUCUAUUCUUUAA
This is a messenger RNA of Lineus longissimus, 10394 nucleotides long. RefSeq lists its product as uncharacterized. The record is from RefSeq and is a predicted model, not a curated record. Gene Ontology annotation, molecular function: calcium ion binding. The transcript has 53 exons. The coding region runs from base 1 to 9828 and encodes 3275 amino acids. NCBI's taxonomy places the organism in Eukaryota, Metazoa, Nemertea, Pilidiophora, Heteronemertea, Lineidae.